GGUAGCACACUGUUCGACUCGCCCAAUCCGCUACCAACAGAGCUCCCACGUGUUGUCGUCGUCGAGGAAUCCGCCUCGUCGCUCUUCAUCUCCCUCCCCGACCUCGCCUCGGUUCAACCUCGUCCCCUCCUCGAUCCAGUGCAGCAUGGACCGCAAGUUCGACAUUGGUGACGACUACAAGGUCAUGGACGUCGUCGGUGAAGGCGCGUACGGCCUCGUCAGCUCGGCGGUGCAUCUCCCGACCCAGAGCAAGGUCGCCGUCAAGCGCAUCCAGCCGUUCGACCACUCGAUGUUCUGCCUGCGCACCCUGCGCGAGAUCAAGCUCCUGCGCUGGUUCGCACACGAGAACAUCAUCUCGAUCCUCGACAUCAUCAAACCCUCGACCUACGAGGGCUUCUCCGAGGUCUAUCUCAUCCAGGAGCUCAUGGAGACGGACUUGCACCGCGUGAUUCGCAGCCAGGAGCUUUCGGACGACCACUGCCAGUACUUCCUUUACCAGACCCUGCGCGGCCUCAAGGCCUUGCACUCGGCGGCUGUCCUCCACCGCGACCUCAAGCCGUCCAACCUCCUGCUCAACGCCAACUGCGACCUCAAGAUCUGCGACUUUGGCCUGGCGCGCUCCGCCAUGUCGAGCGAGACCGAGGCCGUCGGGUUCAUGACCGAAUACGUCGCGACGAGGUGGUACCGUGCGCCCGAGAUCAUGCUCACGUUCAAGGAGUACACGUUCGCCAUCGACGUCUGGUCCGUCGGCUGCAUCCUCGCCGAGAUGCUCAACGGCAAACCGCUCUUCCCCGGUCGCGACUACCACCACCAGCUCACCCUCAUCCUCGGCGUCCUCGGCACGCCCUCGCUCGACGACUUUUACGCCAUCGGCUCGCAGCGCAGCCGCGACUACCUGCGCGCGCUCCCGUUCCAGAAGAAGAAGCCGUUCCAGACCCUGUACCCGAACGCCAACCCGCUCGCGAUCGACCUCCUCGAGCGCUGCUUGACAUUCAACCCGAAGAAGCGCAUGAGCGUCGUCGACGCCCUCAGCCACCCCUACCUCGACCCGUACCACGACGAGACGGACGAGCCGACGGCGCCGGUCCUCCCGCCUGCCUUUUUCUCUUUCGACCAGCAGCAGCUCGACCGCGAGCAGCUCAAGCGCCUCAUCUACGACGAGAUCACCUCCCCGCCGCCCCAGCACUCGUGAGAGCGCUCAAUCCCUCUCCUCAGACACUCCCCUCAUCGCCCUGUCUCGGUUCCCGCACGCAUUGUUCACGUCCCGCCGCAUCCUCCUCGAACCCUGCUUCCGCCCUGUUUGCCUCUCGACCUCGACCUCGUUCUCGUUCUUGGCCAUACCCCCCCCCUCUCCCUCUCUCUCCUCCACCUUACGCACUCGCCGCAUGUCAUCAUUCCUCCCUCGAGCUUGUCUUUGCCGCCGCACCUGCCCCACCCUUGUUUG
This is a messenger RNA of Rhodotorula graminis WP1, 1444 nucleotides long. RefSeq lists its product as uncharacterized. Bases 146 to 1192 code for a protein of 348 amino acids. The record is from RefSeq and is a predicted model, not a curated record. Lineage: Eukaryota; Fungi; Basidiomycota; Microbotryomycetes; Sporidiobolales; Sporidiobolaceae. Gene Ontology annotation, cellular component: nucleus; cytoplasm. Gene Ontology annotation, molecular function: MAP kinase activity; ATP binding. The transcript has 15 exons. Gene Ontology annotation, biological process: protein phosphorylation; intracellular signal transduction.